This is a messenger RNA of Mollisia scopiformis, 453 nucleotides long. RefSeq lists its product as uncharacterized. The coding region runs from base 1 to 453 and encodes 150 amino acids. The transcript has a single exon. The record is from RefSeq and is a predicted model, not a curated record. Lineage: Eukaryota; Fungi; Ascomycota; Leotiomycetes; Helotiales; Mollisiaceae.
AUGACAACCUCACCAACCUCCCCCCACCGUCCCCGCCGCGAAUCCCGCUUCACAGAAGGUAGCGAAACCACCUUCCCACCCAGCAGCAGCAGUCCCGGCGCCACCCCACCGACCAACGAUGACCACCUCCUGUUCACGAUCCUCUCUGAAAUGGACGAGCACGAGCGGCGGCGGCGGCGCCGCCAGCGCGGAAACUCGAACUCGUCUGUGGAAUCGUUCGCUAGUAUCGAGAGUCCGAGUUCGAGUAAAGAACGAGAGGGGAGGAGACGGAGUGUGGUGUUUGCGAGGGAGGAGAGUAGUGGAAGUGUUGGGGGAAGUGGGAUGGGCGGAAGGAGGAGUUUGGAUGAGAGGCCCAGGGAGAGGGAGGGGAUUAAGGGGUUGGUUAAGGGGCGGUUGAGGGCGUUGACUACUGGGGAGAGGAGGAAGGAUGUUAAGCCUUAUCCGGGGACGUGA